CCUAACUCUCUAAUGUCAUUUUAUAUUUGUCAGUUGUCUAUUUUGUUGCGCGAUUGACGAUUCCUUGCAUUUGAGUCCACUACAUAUAAAUUUUAAACAUGUCUUCGCAGAUGUCGGCUAUAGAACUGCUUAAACUAGGAGACGAAGGGAGGAUAAAGCCAACCUUGAAUGUGUAUUGGCCAUAUGUUUUAGGCCUUGCAUUCGGCGUUGGCACCGGAGCAUUCCUUAACUUCCAAUCAAGACGACCACCUUUUAGUGGUAUUCAGAAGCAUGUAUUUAGUGUCGCCGGCUGGACAGCUCUACUAUCUUUUGUACAAAAUAAACGGGACGAGUACCUCGCCGAGAAGGAUGCUGUUUUGAGACAUUAUAUUGAAUUGCAUCCAGAGGAUUUCCCCACCCCAGAGAGGAGGAAGAUUGGUGAUAUUCUGGAGCCCUGGAUUCCAGUCCGUUAAAUAAAAUGGAAAUUAAUAGUGGUUGUAAAUGAAUCUUGUAUAAUAUGUUAAAAUUAUUUAUCACUUGUAAUACAUUUUCAUAUGUUACAGUGAUAUAAAGCUAAAAAGUAGAUAAUUUGGUCUGUUA
This is a messenger RNA of Manduca sexta (tobacco hornworm), 579 nucleotides long. It is a transcript of the gene ND-B14.5B, whose product is annotated as NADH dehydrogenase [ubiquinone] 1 subunit C2. Gene Ontology annotation, cellular component: mitochondrial inner membrane. The transcript has 3 exons. Lineage: Eukaryota; Metazoa; Arthropoda; Insecta; Lepidoptera; Sphingidae. The record is from RefSeq and is a predicted model, not a curated record. Bases 99 to 452 code for a protein of 117 amino acids. Gene Ontology annotation, biological process: mitochondrial electron transport, NADH to ubiquinone.